AUGGCGCUUGCUCACGCCCACCACGGCGGCGGCGCCAUCUACACUCUGCUCAACGAAGAUCCACCGUCAGCUGACGCAUUGGCGCGUGCAUGUAGAGCGGGAUGUCUGCCGUACCCCAACCGGCUUGUUCGCCGCCUCAUCGUUGUGCCCGCCGCAGCGCCGCACAUUGAUGAGAGCAGCACCGCGGAGUCCCCUCUACAAGCGCAACGAUUGCAGAAAACACGGGAGGCUAAUGCGCAGGAUUGGGAGAGAGGCGCGCGGUACGCCGGCCUUCUACGGAGUCACUACGUCCCCCUCGUGCCGUUCUCCACCUUUGCCGCCCCCCUGAAAGGUCUCUGCACAAUCCCCACCAUCGCAGAAUACUCGGCGGCGGCCGGGCAGCCGCACUUUGCUCGACCCAAGGAGGAGGACUACUUGAUGUGUGGGGGAUUUCACCCCGGACCCGAGCUUUACUGCCGUCGUGGAAAGCCCCGGAUGGGGGUGGUGGAGCAGCAGACUGUGCAGCUCGAGAGGAUGUAUCCAUGCGAGGUGAUGCCCUUACCGCCUCGCAUCCUUGACCUACCCAGCAGCGCGAGCGUUCUCUUUCCCAUUUGA
Molecule: messenger RNA, 594 nt
Organism: Trypanosoma rangeli
Lineage: Eukaryota; Euglenozoa; Kinetoplastea; Trypanosomatida; Trypanosomatidae
Exons: 1
Coding region: 1-594 (197 amino acids)
Source: RefSeq, a predicted model, not a curated record